AUGGCAAUUCUCGUCACCGGUGGUACAGGCAAAACAUCUCUUCAAUUGGCCCACUGUCUUCAAUCCGCCUCCAUUCCUUUUCUUCUCGCUUCUCGAAAAGCCAAAUUAAAUGCUCCUGGUGGAAUGCAAGCUAUCAACUUUGAUUACACAGAUCCAUCAACUUAUCAGGCUAUCUUUUCUCACUCCUUUCCACACGAUGAAGUCAUCAAAGCCGUGUAUCUAGUUGCUCCGGAAGUUCCAGACCCAGUGCCUGUCAUGAAUGCCUUUAUUGACGUCGCAGUUAAACACGGCGUUAAUCGAUUCGUCCUAUUAAGUGGUAGUGAUACAGAGAAGGGUGGAGAUGAUACUGGAGGUGUUUGGCAACACUUGGAUGAUAUUGGCGUGGAAUACUCGGUUUUGAAGGCAAGUUGGUUCAUGGACAAUUUCAUCAUCUGGCCAUAUGUUCAGAGCAUCAGAGAAGAGAAUAAAUUCGUUUCCGCAAUGAGCGACGGCCAAGCUCCAUUUGUAUCAGCGAGUGAUAUUGCCAAGGUAGCAAUGAUUGCACUUACCAGCAAGAACCCUCCAGAUCACGACUACAGAGUUCUUGGUCCUGAACUGCUCAGUUAUGAUGAGAUUGCUGCAAAGUUAAGCAAAGUUCUCGGACGACCAAUUGCCCACGUAAAAGUAACAGGCGAGGAAAGAAUACAGAUGCAUGUUAGUAUGGGGUUGCCUGAAAAUCUUGCGUGUUAUUUGACUUCGUUGGAAGUUAUGACUGCGAAUGGCGGGGAAGUGAGACGAAAUGAUGUGGUAGAGAAGAUUAGAUGA
Molecule: messenger RNA, 804 nt
Organism: Botrytis porri
Lineage: Eukaryota; Fungi; Ascomycota; Leotiomycetes; Helotiales; Sclerotiniaceae
Exons: 3
Coding region: 1-804 (267 amino acids)
Source: RefSeq, a predicted model, not a curated record